This is a messenger RNA of Xyrichtys novacula (pearly razorfish), 35566 nucleotides long. The record is from the annotation of a GenBank genome assembly. NCBI's taxonomy places the organism in Eukaryota, Metazoa, Chordata, Actinopteri, Labriformes, Labridae.
AGAAGAAGUUCUCUCCUGUGGCUUCACGCUGCUGCUACUCUGCUCUCGCCGGCUUGCUCAGUCUGGACUGUCGUCUUGGUUGUUGUGGCACUGUGUGUUAACAGAGUGAAAAAAACUUCACUUGCUGCGGGGAACAAGGAUUUCGCAUUAUGGCCCUAAACUUUACCAUCAACUCGAGCAAUCCUCCCCUGGGUAAGGAGCAGCCAAAAGUUUCGCCAGUGAAUUGUGUGCAUGUCCAAAGUGACAGCUGACAGGUUAACCUCAGCUGUUUUUCGUGUCAUCCUGAUGAGUAACACAUAUCGUUUGAGAGAGAGAUUUCUGAUGCAUCUGUGUCUGGUUUAAUGGUUUAAUGCCAGUAGUGUGGCGUUUGAUCCUGUGGUAACAAGCGAAUUUGAUGCUGAAUUCAAAUCGGUUCCCAGUUGCUUUAGUCUGCGUGUGAGAAACGUCUGUAACUUGACCAACAUAUUAUUUUCGAUGUACAUGGUGUUAUGUGAAAAUGGGCGUGUAUUAGACGUUAGCAUUGUCGUUACAAGCCAGCUAAUCCGUGAGGGUACAACUCCGGUGUUCUAACGAAUAGUGCUACCAAUCAAGAUGUGCUACUGAACAGAUAUGCGCACGCGCAAGGCUUCAAUUUGAGGUACUUGCAACUCCUUGUAAUCACUAAAAUGAACAAAUGCCUACUUUUAAAAUCUUAAAUGAGAAUUUAAAGCAUUUAAAAACAAACAUCAUAUUUCCAUAUGGUGUUAACACAGAGGAGGAAAAAACGAGAGGUGCUAGUCUACUGGGUAACGUUACUCCUCAAAUCCUUGGUAUUUUUUUGUAAUCAGAUCAUGAAGACGUGAUCCCCAUACGCUUACAAAGCAAAUCUGGCGCAUUGUCAUUUAAUAUUUAGCAAUUACGAAAUACUGAAAUGAAUUACUGAAAGAUUAGCUCGCGCAUGAUAUUAAUAGCCUAGCUGUCCUUGGUUCGCGGUACGAUAGCAGUAUUUUUGAAAAGCGGCACAAGUCCACAGAACACCGGCUACAACCAGCUAACGUUAGCGAGCCUGCCGUCGUGGCAGUGGACCACAACAUGUGCAAUUGACGGAGGCUAACACAGAUUAGCUUGGUUUGGGGGGGGGCUCAGACUAUAACUUGAUGCAAUAAUAUAUAAGAACCUGGUGUAUUGUGUAAGCAAUGUUUAUGACAGUUACCAAGGAUUAGCACAUCAGGGGUUUUUUAAUCAAGGGAAUACAAUUGAUCAGCUAUGACACUGGCUAAGCAGCCCACGGCUGUGCUACAACAGGCUGAUGCAAGCUUGCUGGAACUAAAUGCUGGUUGUGGACUGCACUUUCUUGCUGUGGACGAUUAUUUCUGUUCCAUUUCAUCAGCACUUGUUUCCUUUAGUAUUUAGCCAUUGUUAUUUUAAGGGUUGGAUUACAACCAUAUCCCCGUGUUUUCCCCUUACAGUGAUAAACCUCCUGAAAGUGAAAGCACCUUUGCAGCUCCCCAAUCAAAAUACUGAGAAAGAAAAACCUGUCAGCAUUACAAGCUCAGAGCCCGAUUUACAUUGUCAGUUAAUUUUGUGCUAUAGGCUUUAUUUUUUGAACUGGUUUGAGUUUUGCGACUUUUUCUGUUUUGUGUAAAUCUUGUCUUUGUUUAAAUGUAUUUUCCCUCACAUAACCAAUUUUGGGAUUUAAGAUUCUCUUAUAGCUGUUGCAGACUUGUGACCUUUCUGUUGACUAUAGAGAUGUUAGGGCUGCUUGAUAUUAAGAUAUUGUAAUAUCUUUUAACUAAGGGAUAUACUUAAAGAUAUAAAAAAAAACAGAAUUUUACCAAAUGCAUUGCCGAAAGCAUCUUUUUCUUUUCUUUUUUUUUAAGACUGUUUAUACCAGAAAUUAAUGUGCAGCUAUGUUGCGCAGUGUUGUAGUUUCAAUACAAAGUGUGAAAUACAAACUUCUAUGAAACUGUGUAUACUAGCUCAAUUAAGAAUUUCUAUGUCUGUCUUUUUUGUAGCAUGUCACUCCUGAAAUCCCACAAACCCCUCAAUUAGCAUCAAGUGGUCUGAAGGUAGCUAACAGCUAUGUAGAGUUUCAUUGGGCUGCACUGGACAAGACAAAAGAUUCUACUGUAAAUUUAUUCUUAAUCAAAAAUGCACUAAUGUUUCUGGUGUCUGUUUACAAUACCACAAAAAUGCUUCCAUAUGUCAGUCGUGUAAGGAAUGUAUUCCAUGCAAACGUGUUUGCACAUGAAAGCCGUCUUGGCAUGCACAUAUCUAACAUUUUGGUAAGUAACAAUAUUAGCUGAUAAUUAUUAGAUAAAUUAAUCUAUGCAGAUACACACAAUGACUUUUUAAGCUAUUAUUUGAAGAUAUUAAUACUAUGCAGAUUACAUAAGGCAUCCCUAAUAUUUAUGCAAAGUUAACACCUGCUCACACUAACACUGACUAUGUGAACAAACUAUAUGAGCCAAACAGUGCUUCUACAAACAGUACACAGCUGUUGAGGCAGGUCGUCUUCAAAGCUGCAUAUUAGGAAGAGUGUACAGGUUUGACAUUCCAGGGCCAGUUCAGCAGGUUUUCUAGCAAACACGCCUGUAAAGAUGACUAAUUAUUGAGGUCAUGGUCGUUAAAAACAUCAACAUACACAUACAUACAUGUAUUUAUGAAUCCAAGUAAGAGCAAUAUCCAAGAAGGUUAAGACUUGUGGAUUCUCUGGUUAAGAUUUACUAAGGUUUUGUGCUGCCAAAGCAAGUUUUCCACUUACAUAAACCAACAAUCUUCUUUGUCUUGAAGGAGCGCUCCUGGCAGCCGAGCAUGUGAAAGGCAGUGUGCAGGUAUCAGUGGAGGAAGGCAAAGACACCCGGCUUCAUGUCUCAGAGUAUGUGUUUGUGAUUGACCUGUCUUACUGAAAGAGUUUGUCUGAAGGUGCAGAAAACCAUCUCAUUCUGCCUCCUCUCUCUUUCCCCCAGUGCAGUCCAGUUCAGUGAUGCUAACUCCAUCAGUCGGUACUUGGCUCGGGUGGCUCCCGCUCUGGGUCUCUAUGGAUCCAACAUGAUGGAGCAGACUGAGGUGUGUUUCUGUCAGUGUUAAAAAGUCCUCUUUUACAGAUUGCUGUUCUUUCUCCUGAUGUCAAAUACUGCCUGGUAUCUGCAGGUCGACCACUGGUUGGAGUUUAGUGCUCGGCGCUUGUGUGGUCAGCCUGGUUUGGCUGCAGCUCUGGCUGAACUGGAUAAGGCUCUCUCCCUGCGGACCUUCCUGGUUGGACAUACGGUCACCCUUGCUGACCUCUCUGUCUGGGCUGCUCUCAAAGGUCGGUACUAACAGGGUGUAGGAACAGAAUGGAGUCAUUCUGCUUAAUGUGUCAGUGUUAUUAUCAGCCAAUGGUUUGUACAGCAAAUAUGCCAGUACCAAUCCAAAACCAUCACUUAGAGUUAUGAACAAACCACAACAGUAUUAUAGCUCUAAUCAGUGCUUUUCCUAUUUAGUUAAUCUGAUGCUGGAAUCAGGAAGUCUAAUGUCAUGGUGUCAUGGUGUUAUGUCUGAAGUUAAACAGGUUGUGGUUGUUUCUCUGCAGGUCAUAGUGAGUGGCCAGACCAAGGGAAAUCCUUCUCCCAUGUCACUCGCUGGUUUUCUUUCCUGAGCUCUCAGGUUCCCUUCACAUCUGUGGGGAACAAGUACGCCAGGAAGAAUCCCCCAAUGAGCAAAUCAAAUGUAUGUCUAAUUUCAGAUGCUAGUAGUUGAGUUUUAGUUUAAGGGGCUAUUUAAGUAUUUUUGAAGUGGAGAUGUGUGAGUUAUUUGUCACUAGUUGGUGUAUUAGCAACAGUAGAUGCGGUUCAGUUUUGCCCCUUUAAUGAGAAACUGACAGUAGAACCAACAAGCUGCUCAGCUGUAUUUUUUACAGACCGCGCCAUACCUUUUUUUUACUCAGGUCAGAGCGAUGGUUCAUGCUGGAAGUUUUGUGAUAAACAUGUCAUUUUUAAAAAUGGUGUCCCCUGUUGUUUUCUGACAGUUUAUCUCUGUGAUUAACAGUCAGAUGAAAAGAAGCAGGAUGUUGGCAAGUUUGUGGAUUUACCAGGAGCUGAGAUGGGCAAGGUGGUGGUUCGAUUCCCUCCUGAGGCCAGUGGGUAAGGCCUUAAUCAGAGUUUAGGAAAAGUUCACGCAUUUUAUAGUCAUGAGGUUCAUCUUUGUGUUUGGAAAGAUGUACAGCGUCCUCAACGGGGACUGUUUCUUAUGUCUUAAUUUGACCAGAUACUUGCACAUCGGCCAUGCAAAGGCUGCUUUGCUGAACCAGCACUACCAGGUGACAUUCAAAGGCAAGCUCAUCAUGCGCUUUGACGAUACCAACCCUGAGAAGGAAAAGGAGGACUUUGAGAAGGUAAAACACUGAUAUGACAGAGCAAAUGAGAAAGCAGUCCUGUCCGAUGAAAAUAGACAAUCAAAGCGAUUUCUGUUCAGGUGAUUCUGGAAGAUGUCGCCAUGCUCCAGAUCCAUCCAGACCAGUUCACCUACACCAGCGACCAUUUUCCCACCAUCAUGAAAUUUGCUGAGCAGCUGCUUGCUGAGGGCAGAGCCUACAUCGAUAACACUCCACCUGAGCAGAUGAAGCAGGAGAGGGACCAGCGCACAGAGUCCAAAUGCAGAAAUAACAGUAAGCCUGCGGAAACACGAAAUGACUUUCAAACACAGCGGCUGUUGAAGCCACAUCAUGACAAUGUCUCAUUUUUUCACUCCUCCCUCUCUCUUCUGUAGCGGUGGAGCAGAACAUGAAGAUGUGGUCUGAGAUGAAAAGUGGGACAGAGUUUGGUCAGACCUGCUGUAUGAGAGCAAAGAUUGACAUGAACUCUAACAACGGCUGCAUGAGAGACCCCACCCUCUACCGCUGCAAAAACACCCCCCACCCCCGCACAGGAAGCACUUACAGGUACUUGAGUCUGACAUGUUUCUUGAUAAAAAAGCCCUUUUUUUCUCGUCAAUAUAAUUUAAAAAAGAGAAGUCUUAAAACGUACACUCUAACGUUACCCUCUUCUUCCUCCCAGAGUCUACCCAACAUAUGAUUUUGCCUGUCCCAUCGUGGACAGUUUAGAGGGAGUUACUCAUGCUCUGAGGACCACCGAGUACCACGAUCGUGAUGAGCAGUUCUACUGGAUCAUUGACGCCCUGCACCUCAGGAAGCCCUACAUCUGGGAGUAUGCCAGACUCAACCUCAACAACACAGUGCUGUCAAAGAGGAAGCUCACCUGGUUUGUUGACCAGGGCUACGUGGACGGAUGGUGGGUUUGGUUAGAUGUGUCUCGUAAUCAAUGUUUACCAAUGUGAAUAUCAGGAACAUAGUGUUUGACAACUUUGUAGCCUCAUUUCCCACUUUUUUUUUUUUCACUAUCUCUGUCAUAUGUUUUCUUCUAACUUUUCUCAUUUUGUUUUCCAGGGAUGAUCCUCGUUUCCCCACUGUCAGAGGAGUCUUGAGGAGAGGCAUGACAGUCGAGGGCUUGAAACAGUUCAUAGCAGCCCAGGUACAUCUGCCAUAGCAUAUGGCUUUUUAAGAAUAAAAUAGUAAAACUGAUGACCAAAGGCAUUAAAAUGAUAAGGUUUACUUUUCUUACAUCUUUAGCCUCUUUCACACAUGUCAUUUUCAGUAGCUCUGCUUCUUAGGUACUCCAAAGUUUCAAGUUUUCUUCAAAAUAUUCUCCUCCUUCAGCCUCAGAUGUUUUUAGAGAUGAGAUGAGAUGAGAUUUAUUGUCCCAGAGAGGGGAUUUGUCUUAGGCCAUAGUGCAGAAGAAGCAUACAGAAUUUAACAUAAAAAUAAACAAAAUAACACACAGGAUGGCAAAUAUAAAAUGCAGGUAGAGUACUAGACUUUAUAAGUUAGCCUGUUAAAGUGUGACUCUACCAGGUUUGUCCUGGUCAUGUGAUCUUAAAGUCACCCCCUCUAUCUCCUUAAUGUUUUUUGCUGUGUUCACACUUCUGCUCACCCUGACUCCUUCGUGCUAAAAUUUUACUCAGUGGUCUAGCAGGAAAAUUUCAGGUUAAAGUCCUGAAAAUUUGUGUCCACACAUGCAGCUUAGUCAGAAAAUAUUGUUAGGUUUUCAGGAGUUUUGGGCAUGUGGGAAAACUGCUUCAGGAGCAUUUAAAGAAACCAGAGUUUAGGCAUCAAAUUCUCAAAUACUGAUCUUUUUAGAGGUGUACCUUGUUUAGUAGUCUUCUUUCCACUGUCUGGGAGUCCAACAACUCUGAUGUCAAAAUCAAGACACUACAGCUUCUCUGUUACCUCCAUGAGAUGCAGACAGACCAUUGAUUCUUCCUAAUAUGUGUAUUUCUCUCUGUGGCCUCCAGGGUGGAUCCAGAUCAGUGGUAAACAUGGAGUGGGACAAGAUCUGGGCCUUCAACAAGAAGGUAAAUGUUACUCCUUUGUCACUUUAACAGAUUGCUGUGGUGCUGAAAUAGUUGAGCUGUAUACCAACAAUGUAAAAAAGUGAUUCUGACUUUUUUCCACUAUUAGGAUGACUGAAUGGUUGAAAAUAUUCUCAAGUAUUUUUCUGUAGACUGACGGCUGUGUCAGUCUUCAAGGCCCUAAUGUAACCCCACCUUGUAUGAAGGACACUUGAUGGGGGGGCAUCAAUCCAACUUUUAAAGGGAUAGUUUCCUUUUUUUAAUGAGGCUGUAAUAAGUGUGUUAUAGCUGACAUGAAAGCAAGACUAUUUACCACUACUUUUCUGUCAGCCCAUUUGUUAUAGCACUUUUUGCCAGACCCCCCCCCCAUCCUGCAGCACCUCCACUAAAAUAUCAAACUAUCCCUUUAAGUCUGCAUACAAACCUGGUUUGGGGCUAUCAGCAGACUUAAAGUAUCAUGCUCAAUGAUAACAAUAUGAGAGACUGGGAUUGUUCAUUUGUGUGCAAAGCUACGUACAUCAGACUGCUUAGAUUUUGCUGCUUUUUUACCUUGUUACACCAAAUGUACCAGCCUCCUGAGAUCUGACCCAUUGUUACAACACUUGAUGCCGUCACUGGCCUAGGAUCAUAUGUGAUAUCUGGACCUUUAUCUGACUGGUGCAUAGCUACUCAGAGUUGUAUCUACCAGGAUACAACUGCAGUCAGUUCUGGUGUGCUGAUGUGUUAAAUGUUGUUUUAGAAGGAUGAAGACAUAUUUUAGAUCCAUGAAGUAUGUCAGAGAGAAAGGGGGGAUAAUAUGACACACAAAGACCUCACAGGUUUCAGCCUGUACCUGACAGAGGUGCGGAGAACUGCCUGUGGGUUCCCUGCUGGCAUGGCUUCUUCCUGCUUUGCUCUUCCCAUUCUGUUUAACACUUCCAUUGACCUCUCUUUUUUUCUUCUCCCACCCUGCCCUUGCCUUCCAUUUUACAUCCCAAUAACUCUAAAGCCUCCAGAAACCAAACCAGCCGCCUCAUUUCAUGUCACAGAUGUGUUUGUGUUGGUGUUGUUUUACCCUUUUCCAUCUGUCUUGACUGUAGUGUUGCUUCCUCUGUGUGGUUUUUCUCGCUGGCAUUUGCUGCUUCAUCCCCAGGUCAGACAGACAGUGUCAAACUCACAGAUGAAAUCUCUCACUAGUUAAUCACAGCAUACAGUCUGAAUUCCAAAUAGGUUGGGAUCCUCUGUAAAACAGUGAUAAAAACAGCAUCUGUUGGUUUGUUAAUCAUUCAAUCCUCAUAUUUUAUUCAAAACAGUUUGAUGACAAACAUAUGUUGAAACCAAAAAAAGUGAUUUGUUUUGUUAAACUGUUAUUUUGAAUGUCAUGCAGGCAGCAUGUUUCAAAAUGGUUGGGACAAGGACAUGUUUACCAUCGGUAACAUUCAUUUUCUCUAAAGACACUCUCUAAACUCCUCUAUAUCAGGCAGGAACUGAGGAGAUCUUGGGAUCUCCUUUGUUUCAGUUUUGUUUCAUCAGAUGAUUUCUAUGGGUAACAAAUGGGCAGUCCAUGCUUUUGUAAUUCGUGCCAAAUGAAGUCGGUGUCUUCUUGUUGUAUUAUGCGGGAUCUUACCUGAAUAAGGCAUCAUUGAAAUUGCAUCAUGUUCUGCUGCAGAACAGGUAUCUUUUAGCAUCAAUAGUGUCUUCUCAGAUGUGUAAGGUACCCAUACUAUGAGCACUUCUGCACCCCCAUACUGUCACACAUGCUUGCUUUUGAACUGUGUGCUGAUGAAGAGACAGUUUCUCCCUCCCCUUCUCUAGAGUUGAGAAUACAGUAUCCAUGAUUUUCCUCAAAAAGUAGAUAUUAUUUUAGACCUCAGUAAAGUUUUCCACACCUCUGUUCAUCUUCAACAAAAUGCUCGUGUUCCUAUAUAAUUUGAAUGUAUGUUAUGGUUUUCUCUUUGCAUGGUUCAGUUUUCACCUGAAUUUAGGGAUUUAGUCACAAACAGACAGGGAUUCUUUAAGGUCAGAGUCAUGUCUGUUUUUAAUUCAGUGCUGUCAGAGAGCCUGACUAUCACAACCAUACAGUAUUAGUUUUUGUCUGUCAUCUCUCAUCUUAACCACUGAGAGACUCAGCCUCUCUAGCUUACCCUCUAAAUAUCCAGUUAUGUUAUUUAUCUCUUAACCUAAUCAGUUGGGAGGCUUUCAUUACACAACUUAUUCAGUGUUUUGUCGUCCUUGUCCCAGUGUUUUUGAACUUUGCUUCAUCUUUGCACUAUUUUAAAUAAAAUACAUGAUUUAAAUGAUUUGCAAAUGUUGUUUUAUCAACAUUUUAUGCUGUCCCAAGCUUUUUCAGAAUCAGGGUUGAACAUUUAAAGUUAAGACUAGAAUGGUGAGCAAUGAGAGUCUCAGAGUUAUUAUUUUUUUUAAAUGAAAAAAGAUCAUUUGCUCUUGUAAGAAACAAACAUUCAGGAACAAACAAUCCCCUCUGUUAAUGCAAAGAGCUUCAUGUGCAUGAUUUACUAACCCAUCCUACCUGCCCUCUUCAGACAGUUUGAAGUCCCCAAGGCUCCUUUACUUAAACUUGGAGGUAUUUAACUUGCUGAAGUAGUUCAUUUCUAAAUGUGGUCAUAUUCUUUUGUGUGUGUGUGUGUGUGUUUUAGCUAGUCUAACAUCAGACUCAAGCCUUUAAAUCCAGUGAACAGCAGGUUCACAUGAUGUUGUUGAAACAACAACAAAAACUAGGGCCCCGUUGGGGCACUGGCGGGCCCGAGCCGUGUCGCGCCCCCCCCCCCAACGCGCUGCCUCCCCGUCCCAUUCGCGUCCUCUGGCCAUCGCCCUCUCUGGUAACGCCCAUCACUACAAAGACCCUUUUCCUUCAUCGGCGUUUGCUGUUCUUCCUGCCAGUGCGUGUUGCUUUCACUUACACUUGCCACAGCCAGCCUCGUGAGUGCCUAGCCUAUUGGAUAUCACUGUCACCUACACAGGACAGUCAUUACCUUUCUAUUAAUACUUUGUUUUUUAAUUUCACAUUAAUUUCCAUAUUGUAUAAACGACUGGAAAAAACUUGAGCCCCUGCCCCUGUAUAAUCAUGUACACGUCCCUGUUCUAGCUCCAAGGUGAAUCUUCACUGCUCAUGUUCUCCUCAGAAGCAGUCACCUCACUCCCCUCAGGUUACUGUACACAUGCACCAACUGCCUGCUUCAGGUUUGGAUGGAGCUUCAUGGUUGUCUUUUGGAGAAAUGAGCAGUCAAGUUGUGUUUGAAAUUUGAUUUUUUUUCAGGGGCAAAAGGAAGCCUCUGCAUUCUUGUCAAAUAUGUAAAUAGCAUGUUUUUGCAGGUGCUAAAAACCAGACUCUGAGUGUGCGUGUGUGUGUGUGUCUGUGUGUGUGUGUGUGUGUGUGUGUGUGUGUGUGUGCGUUCAAGUCACAUGACAUAUUUAACCGGAUGUAGCUGCAAGACGGUGUGUGUGUGCGUGUGUGUGUGUGUCUGUGUGUGUGUGUGUGUGUGUGUGUGUGUGUGUGUGCGUUCAAGUCACAUGACAUAUUUAACCGGAUGUAGCUGCAAGACGGAGCCUCGUUGACUCUCCGUUUCAACUUAUCUCAAAAGUGAGGACCUCAACCUAUAUACCAGUUUUUAAAUUGUGUUGAUAGGCCAAAUAAAACCAGAGUUAUGAUAAAUUAUGUCCGCGAUACUUUUUUUCUGCUUAUUUUGAUCACGUUCGGCGCUCGAUCGCGCUGUAUGAGACAGGAAAACAUAGCAUGCAGACAUUAGCGACAGGUCUUACAGGCGGAAAAGGCUUGCCAAAGGAAAAGAAAAAAACACACCACAACAUCUCUCCUAUUGGUGGAAAACUUCACCACAACAACCAAUCCAAAAUUAUAUGGUGACUGAUUGACAAGGGGCGGGCGCUUACGUUCUUCCUGCAAUAUGAGAAGGGAGGGAGGGACUCUCAGCAGGGAUGCAGUCUGGGACACGUAGUUGCAAACCUAGCGACUUUGUUGUUAGAUUCAAUGACUUUUCAGACCCCCUAACGACUUUUUUUUUAGAAAGAAAGUGACUUUUAUCGACUUCUGGAGUUUAGAGACUCUGACAUGAAGCAGGCUUUCCUUACUGAGGAGUUAGCAACGCUGCUAAGGGUGCAGAGCCACACAUGCGCUCCGAGCUCUGCAUGGGAGACUGAAGCUGACAGAGCUGCAGCAGUUAGCAGGUUUCACCCUCAGAGACCACCAGGGGUUCAUGUUGAGGCAUUUUCAGUUUUUUUUUUUUUUUGCCACAGACACUGUCAGCACAAUCUGCAGUUACACUAACAAAAAUGCUGCAAAAAACAAAGAAUUAUGGAAAAAUUACACAUGGACUAACAUAGAGGAGGAUCUACACAAGUUUUUUACAUCAUGUUUUACAUCAUGCAUCAUUUACAUCAUGUUUUUUUGUAGUGGCAUAAAUAAAAAGUGACAUUUGUGAGACUAUACAGUGUUUUGUAAAUAAUUUUACAAAGAACGCCUGGGCCAUUGCCUGCAUUUUGAUGUCAAUAGAGGUAAAUUACUAUGUUCUUUGUUAAAAAUUUGCAUAUGUUUUGAAGUUUACAAUUUUUAUUUGAAGUUUAAGUUUUAAAAACAGUUCAUCACACAUAUUUGUGGUUUUCACAGUAAAAACGUUACUUUUUUCCACUCGGAUUUUAUGUUUUGUGUGUGAAUUUGGGUCCAAUGUGUAAAUAUAGUAUGUCAAAAUGAUAAAAUAACUGUAAAUUGACACAGGUGAGGUUGUGCUGAAAAAAAUGAUACCAGGCAAGGCAAGGUAAAAAUUUUGUAAGAGGAAAUAUAAAGGUAAAAUCUAAAGUAGUCAAAAACGGCCAAUAGUGACUCACAGACUCCACAGACAAGUCCCUUUGGCGCCACUCAGUGGGCAAAACUACUUUGUCUACUGUAAUGUAUAUUUGGGUCAUCUUUGGCGCCCCCUAAAACGUAAACCGUGGGGUGCAGCGUCAUGAUUUUUACAACUUUGAAUGGCCAUGGAGUGUAGAUUGGCCUGAGCAAAUUUGGUGUCAGUGGGACGAAAGCCUUAGGAGGAGUUAGCGAAAUUCCAAUGUGUGCGAAUCGGCAAAAAAUGCAAAAUAGCCCUUUUACCGUACAUUAUACAGAUACGCGCUCUUUGACUUUUUCGUAGAUCUAAUUGAGAUACACAUGAUUGUCAAUUUUUGUGUCAUUUUGCCAAAGCGUACAGGCGUGACAGUCAACAAUGUGUAUUUUCACCUUAGGGGACAAGAAAAAAUGGACUUUUUUCUCCUGCCAUGGGGGGCGCUCUUUUAGGGAUCAAAAAUUCCUUCACAAAUGUGUUGAUGGCUGGACAUUGCAUCAUCCUAGAAAACUUGGAGGCCAGUGAGGACAAAAAUAAAAAGUUAUAAGACUUUUAAAAAUGUGGAUUUUUGGGUUAUCUUUGGCGCCCCCUAGAACGUAAACCGUGGGAUGCAGCGUCAUGAUUUGAAUAACUUUUAAUGGCCAUGGGGUGUAAUUUGGCCUGAGCAAAUGUGGUGCCGGUGGAACGAAAGCCUUCGGAGGAGUUAGCGAAAUUCCAAUGUGUGCGAAUCGGCAAAAAAUGCGGAAUAACCCUUUAACCGUACAUUAGACAGAUACGCGCGCAUUGACUUUUUUGUAGAUCUUAUUGAGAUACAUGUGUGUGUCAAUUUUUGUGUCAUUUUGACAAAGCGUACAGGCGUGACACUCAACAAUGUGUAUUUUCACCUUAGGGGACAAGAAAAAAUGGACUUUUUUCUCCUGCCAUGGGGGGCGCUCUUUUGGGGAGUAAAAAUUCCUUCACAAAUGUGUUGAUGGCUGGACAUUGCAUCAUCCUAGAAAACUUGGAGGCCAGUGAGGGCAAAAAUAAAAAGUUAUAAGACUUUUAAAAAUGUGGAUUUUAGGGUUAUCUUUGGCGCCCCCUAGAACCUAAACCGUGGGGUGCAGCGUCAUGAUUUGAAUAACUUUUAAUGGCCAUGGGGUGUAGAUUGGCCUGAGCAAAUGUGGUGCCGGUGGAACGAAAGCCUUCGGAGGAGUUAGCGAAAUUCCAAUGUGUGCGGAUCGGCAAAAAAUGCAAAAUAACCCUUUAACCGUACAUUUGACAGAUACGCCCGCACUGACUUUUUUGUAGAUCUUAUUGAGAUACAUGUGUGUGUCAAUUUUUGUGUCAUUUUGACAAAGCGUACAGGCGUGACAGUCAAUAGUGUGAAUUUUCACCUUAGGGGGCGCUAUGGAGCCAUUUUGCAUUUUCUUGUUUGGGCGACUUCGGAAUAUCAAAUUUUUCACCAGGCCCGGUCGUCCUGCCAAAUUUCCUGAGUUUUCGCCAGUGGGAAGUGGGCCAUUUUCCAGUUCAAAGGGGAGGAAAAAGAAAAAAGAAACAAAGAAAAACCACUUGGGGAAUAAUAGGGCUCUCGCAGCUGCUUAGCAUCUACGCUCGGGCCCUAAAAAUUCUGGAGUAAGGACAGACAUUGUUUUCUCCACUAGUGGCUCCAGGGAAACAGAUCCCAGAUGUAUUAUCAGUCAUGGGACAUUUUUACAUUUCAAGUUUAAACAGCUGUGUACCUGUGACUCACCUGGCCACCUUUCUUGACUGAAAUCUCACAUUAUCUUUGAUCUAUAGCUUUACAAACAAUUCAUGAAAUAAACUGCCUCAGGCAUAUGAAGUGACAUUUUCUGCUGAAAAAGUAAUGAAAAGUUUUACCAACUUCAGAUGGAGUCUAUCAGAGUGAAACAUCUAUAAGAAUACUCAAAAACAGGCAGACAUUGGGGCUUAGCUAGAGAUAAAAAAUCAAUAUCAGAGUCAAGUGAAAAACUCUGGAGGUGAAACAGCCAUAUCAAGAAAAAAGCUUUGAGGGUAACUUUUGUAAAUUUUCCAUUCUCUGUAAAUGUGUCUCUCUACCUCUCUUUUCUCUCUCUCCCUCCCUCUUUGUAUCUGACAUUAAAACAACAUCUCACUCCUCUGUUUCCAAGCUGCCAAUUAGCUGUCUGAAGGUACUCCUCCUCCUCCUCCACUACCUCCUCUUCCUCCACCCUCUGUAGCUCCUUUUCACCCACUCCUUUCCUGCUUUCAUCGAAAGUUUUGAAGUCCACAGACAGUGUUCACUAUUUUAGCAUCCGAACUGUUUUUCAGUUCGUAAAUGUAGACCAUUAAAGAAACAUAGUUUGACUGAAGUGUUGAGAAGUGAGAGGGGGAGCUGGGGUGUGUUGUAACAGGUAGAAAAUGGAGUCUUUAAAGAAUGUAAAAAAACAGUAAAGUUGUUUCCUGACAUCACCUGUUGUAGCCCUCUGAUGGUCCUAUGUUGGAAGCGGAGCUCUGCUAACUUUCUUUUAACCCCAGGAAAGGACACAGAGGUGAAGUUGAGGCUAGUUGACUCAGCUGUACCCCUCAUUAUCCAAAUUCAUAUGUAACUGAUCCUGUCUCUCUUUUUUACGGAUGUGCUUUAACAAAAUCUUAGAAAAUAUAGCUUAAUACUUUGUGCCUUUGAAGUGUUUUAAAGCAGACUGCAAAAAUAGUGAAUUGGGCUCUAGAGUCAUGCACUUCAACAUGGGACCUGGUGUGGAUGCUGUGGCUUUCACAGCCAGCCUCAGGGUGACACUUGAGGGAUGGGAUUUUUUCUGCUCAUUGGCCUUUGCUACAACUUUCAGCACAGUCUACAGCUGACUUUGAAUCUGGGUUUUCAGAGUGCUACACAGAACAGGGUACAUGUCCAUUACACAUCAAUCAUUAAUGACCAAUCGAGUUAUCUGACUUGACUUGUGCCAACCACAUAUCACUUGAAUAGGAUUAUUGACAUUAUUGCAUGCUGUACUGUAAGCCAUGGAGAGAAGAGCAUUUGUAAAAGAUGUUACAGCUUUUUAAGGCUAAUCGACAUCAGACAGACCUGCAUAGCAGAGAUUAUUGCAGCAAUGAAGGCGUACCAGGUUUAUCACAGCUGAUAGGUUUACCCGAGAAAGGAGGAAGGAAGGAUCCAAACUCUGCUCUUACACGAUAGAAUGACAUUGCAGAUAGAUUGAGCGAGAGCCCACAGCCUCUGUUCAUUGGAGGAGUCUGUGGAUCUUCAAAAAUCUCCAGUAUUAAUUUAUUUUAUGUUUUUGGAUUCAACCUUUCCUGGACUUGGAUCAUUGGGACUCUUAAUGUUGCAGCAGGGAGAGAGGGGGUCAGUCUUUCCGACUUUCAACACAUCACAGUUAACUUCAGUUUUGAACAGAAUAAAAUACAUCAUAUGUGAGCGAAAUAAAUGUCUUUGUGGCAGUUUAACACGCCCACCUCCUGCUAGUGCAAGGUUGAAUUUAAGCUCCUGUGUGGAACUUUACAGUUUAUGCUGUUUCUGGUAUGGGAAGGUUUCCAUGGCAAGCCUAUAUGCUGACAGCUAGGAGGAGUGACAAAGAGUACAAAGCAGAGAAAAAGUCAACACUACAUGAAAGAUCUCAUCGCUCUGUCUGCACACCUGCUGACAGUAAAUGUGUAAAAGUCUGGAUGAAGAAUUCAUUUCCAUUUGUGUUCACUCCUGCAGUUUCAGUGCAGUGACUGAUGAGGGUUCUGGUUACUUCAACACAGAACCAGUUACAAGAGUGAACUGGACAACAUGAGAGGAAGCCUAACCAUCUGAGCUUGACUUUUAGAGCAGUGCCCUUCAAGCAGUUCAAGACUCAAGGGGGUCAUAUAUUUUAUAAGAGGCUUGCACUUAAAAAUCUCUGCAGAACAGUCUGAUCCCAUUAAACACUAAAUUAGAAAUCUUUCAGCAGAGAUAGUAUCAAAUCAAAUCAGUCAGGUUCAUUCACUUUCUGACACGCAUAUCUCAUAUCCAGAGGAACAUCAUUAUUCAUGAUUUAGUCCAUUACAGCGCUUAAAUGAGCACUGAAGACGUUCUCUCUUCAUUUAUUCUUUCUGCUCAAUGAAACCAUUGCUUGUAAGAUGACAGAGUGAUUCACAUUUCCCCAAAUUAAAUUCCUUUAACUUCACUUUACUGCCGAGGGCAAAGCUCAUGGUCAGUUUCUUAAAUCAGAGCGUCAUGUCUGAAGAUGGCAAACCUGAAAAGACCACCUUAAAGUGUGUGUAUGAAUAUGCUCCUUUAGGAGGGGCACAGUGUGGGAUCAGUAAAAAAAAAAAAACACCUCUGCACAUAAGCAACAUGAUAAAAAUUAUUACAACAAAAAAUUCUUGAAAACUUGCACAUGAGGGAGGGGGGCAGACUUGUUAUAAAACAGGCUGAAAAUAACAGUGAAAAUAACAUGGUGCAUCUUUUAUCAGAGAACACUUACACACGUGCAGGAUGAGUACAAAUGUAGGAACUUCACCUUAUGUCCACAGAGGGAGCCAAAAUUGGCACUAUGAGAAAGUGCCUCGUAUGAACUUAAAGAUAGGACCGUAGAUAGAGCUUGACACUAUGUGGGUAAUGACCAUGCGUCAUCAUCCAGUCUUGAGAAAUGAAGCUGAUGUGAAAGUGCCAAUUACUGGACUUGUUGAGCACCCACUUGAGGCUGGUUACCAAAGCCGUGGAAACUUUAUAUAUGCUAAUUCAAAAAAAGUUCAUAUUUAGAACAAAAAUGAAAAAAGUUUAAAUCCUGGUUCAAUAAACAGUUAUGGUCUGGUUGCUCUGAAAAGAUCCUCUCUAUGGGCAGUGAACUCUUUUUUUGGUAAUGGGUUUGUUUUAAAGAUAUAAAGGUUACAAGAUUGGUGAAUCAGAGACAUGACUGACUCCAGCCACAGACAGAUACUCUGUAGAUGUUUACACUGAGGCUACAGGCUGACCUGUCAUAGGUCGACUGAAAGUUAGGUUGAGUCAGCAUUGCCAGUGUUGUGACUGACGCUAAUAGACUUCAGAGACCCACCUUGGAAACAAAUGAGUGAUGACACGAGACUUGUCCAUGUUUUCUACAGUUUAUAAUCCAGUCUUACAGUUCAGCCGCUCUGGUCCAAAAAAAAGGCCUCAUGGUGCUCAUGUUGUUUGGGGUCCUAAACAGUGAUGCAGGCUGAUAAAGUAGUGACCGCUGUGGUGGCUGAAAAAACAGCUUUUGAGGAGCUUCUUUCCUUCAUUUCUCUCAUUCAUAUAAAUCACACCCAAAACAGCUUUUCUUCCUCCACUCAUCAUUUUUCCUUAGUCUUUUUUGUUUUCAGUGAUGCUGCUCUGAGCUGGGCUGUUUAGUUUGAUUUUAAACAAAGAAAACCGUUUUUGAUUUAAUUUGCAUCAUUUGCUGCUUUUUCCUAACAUUACUCAGCAUUUUGUCUGUCUAGACUGGUGUGAAACACCUGUGUCUCCUUCCUGUAUGGAUCACUUUAUGUCUUGUGUGUGUGUGUGUGUGUGUGUGUGUGUGUGUUAGGUUAUUGACCCCGUGGCUCCCCGGUACACAGCCCUGUCCAGCUCCUACGUGGUUCCUGUUUCAGUGGCAGAAGCUACAGAGGAGAUGAAGGAAGUGGCUAAACACCCAAAGGUAGGAGUGUUGUGUCUCUUCUGUCUUCUCUCUAUUUUUAACCUUUGUGAUGAUUUCUGUUGUUCAAAAGAACCUUUUUUUAAAUCACAGCUAUGAUUCAACCACUGAAAAUGAUCUCUCUUUCUUUUUUAGAACACAGAGGUGGGCAUGAAGGAGGUCUGGUAUGGACCUCGUGUUCUGGUUGAGGGAGCAGAUGCUGAGACGUUUUCAGAGGGAGAGAUGGUCACCUUCAUCAACUGGGGAAACCUUAUUAUCACCAAAAUCAACAAGUAUGCACAGUGACCACCCAAGUCAUCAUGACAGUUUAUGAUCAAAUGCUAAGGUGGCAAAAUUACCGACAUUCACUCCAGUCAUAGUUAGGGGUUAGAGUUCAAUGACUUGGUGUUUAUUUCUUGGUGCAACAGUUUAUCCACUGCUGUAAAUCAGUUCAGUUCAGAGCUUUUGUCCAUCAAAGGAAAUUUGAGCAGCAGUUGAUUGUAUGAAAUGGUUAGAAACACACCAUCAAAAGUAACAAGGGGCCCUGAAGAAGGAAAUGUCUUAACCCAGAUAGCAAAAUAGGGUUGAAUCAACGUUGAAAGAUAGUUAGGCAGAAUGAAUUAAUCUACGUUGAAACCUAACGUUGAAACUGUACAGAAAGUGCAAAGGAAUUCCAUCUUGAUUCAACGUUGGGUUUUCAACCACUAACUGACACUAUAUCAACAUUGAUUCAACCAUCAUCUAAAUGGUAAUCUGCCUGCACAUUUUAGUUGAUUUUAUAUUGAAUCAACAUCAGGAAUCAACACUGAUUCAACCAUCAUCUAAAUGGAAACCUACAUGUAUAUAAAUUGAUUUAUUGAAUCAUGUUAGAAUUCAAUAUUGAUCCUGAUCAUCCAACAAUCUAAUGGUAAUCUGCAUGUACAUGUUAAAUUAUGCGUAUGCUGAUAUACUUUAGGACUACAUCUUAAUAGCUUGUUCAAAAUUACCUUUUCCUAAAAUGUGAAAAUAAAUAUUAAAAAUGAAUUAAAAAAUAAAGACAGACAACAUGAUUUUAAACUUAAAAUUUAUUGAACAUCAAGGCAAUGACAAUUGCCGAUAACAUAGCCUAAAGAAAAAGUCCAGCGUAGUCCAGAGUAGUAGAAAAUCCAGAGUAGUAGAAAUAUAGGAAAUUAGUAGAAAAUGUCAUUUGCCACAUGCAUCGGGACUUCUUGGGACAGCUCCCUGCUGCUCCGGAACAUUUCUUGGGAUGCCUCCCUGUCGGCUUGGUGCAAAAUGCAGCCAAGACUUGACCGUAACCUCGCAGUGCUUCUGGCUCAUUUUGUGAUCAAACUGUCGAGCAGCAGCUGAAAGACAAAAUAACAAGAAUACUGUUCAUGACCAUAACAUCAAACAAGUCUCCUCCUAUAAGUACCUGGGAGUGCUGAUCAAUAAGGAUUUCAACUGGCACACACAUGUUACAACUAUGUGUUCAACGAUACAUCAGUGUCUAUUCCCAAAGACUACAAACAUGUCCGUUUGGCGCCAUUCUCCGCUACACUGUAAAAGCUUCAAAUCCGCUGUGGUCACAAAAUUUAAAUGUCCAGAUUUCAUACCAACACAGAUUAAAAUGACAUUAACGGUAACGUUUGCACUAAAACAGACACCCGACCACCUUUUGUGAACAUUCGAGUCUAAACUUUGAUCGAGAAUUGAAGGUAAAAACCGCCGUCAAGAUUCAGUGCAUUUUUUUCAAAAACACCAAUAUGAUCACAUUUGAUUGGCUGACCUGGUGACGCCAUUCAGUUACAAUGAACACAAUUGGUCGAUUCAUGGUCUUGGUGCGAACAGACUGGUUCCCGUAAGGAAAACAUUUCGAACAUAAAGAAAUAUUAAUUAAUAUUUCUUUAUGUUCGAAAUGUUUUUAAAUAAUGUAUUGGUUAUAGGUCUGAGAACAGACCCAGAACAGUUACCCGUGUACAGUACACUAACAAAAGGACCGCAACGUCCGUCUAAUCUACAUAUAUAUUUAGCUUGAUAAGUCAACGUACAUAUUACAGUAAACGUAUACAAACACAGGACAUCAUAGCCUGGCUGGGCCAUCCUGUUGCGUGAAUCACUUGCCGUUCCUUCACACAACAGUCUGGACUUCGGCCAAUUGGUAGCGUGUAUUCCCGAUAACCAGAAAAUAACCGGGCCAAUCAGUGACUGUGUUUCCACUGUUCCCCCGACAACAGGGAAAGGCAGCCCCUGAUUGGUCCAUGUGUAGACAGUGACGUCUAACACAUGCUGUUCUAACAAAGCGUCAUUCAUUCAGAACGCCAUUAAUUCUGCAGUUGACUUUGGAGAGUCGGCAGAAAUCGUUUAUAUCCGACGUCUUCUGCGGAUAUAAACGAUUUCUGCCGACUUUGCAAAGUCAACUGCUGAAUUAAUGGCGUUCUGAAUGAACACAGUCUCUGAUUGGCCUGGUCAUUUUCUGAUCGGGAAUACACGCUCCCAAUGGGCCGAAGUACCGACUGUUGCGAGAAGGAACGGCAAGUGAUUCACUCAACAGGAUGACCCAGCCAGGCUAAGGACAUCAAGCAUAAGCACAAAACAAAGCUUGUUUGCUUCACUGAAAACAGUUAAGAUAAAAGAAACAUGUCAAACUUACUGUGCAAGACAGGCAGAGAAGGUCGGAGGAGUGAUCAAUGCAGUCGGUCCGGUGUUAUGCCGUAGAAUGCACCCCCUGCCUCCAAUCCACUCAUUCGCUUCUUAAACUGGAAGAAAAUGAUCUCAUAUUUUUUUAAAAAUGUGACACACUUUCGUCACACUUUGAGAUGUUUCAAACAUGAAUUGCAAUAUAAAUAAAAUGUAAAUUAUUAUUGUUAUUGUAAUUAUUAUUAUUAUUAUUGGGAUUGUCCUGCUGACAAUGAUUUGAAUCAAUGUUGGCAUUUCAAUCAUUAAGUAGGAGAAGAAAAAAAAGCAAAGAAAAAGGCAAACAACAUGGAUAAAACAUUGAAUCAAUGUUGUCAUUUCAAUCAUUAAAUGGGAGGAAGGGGGGUGUGAAUUGAAUCUCUAUAUUUUCUAUCAGCAAAGCAAACACAAACUGGUUUAUUGAGAAGGUAUCUCCUUUUCUAACAACAAACAGACCCUGAAAAGCACAAGUUUGUCAAAGACACAAACAUCUAGCUUUAUCAAACUAUGAUGUCGAGCUUUGUCUUAUCUAUGCAUGACUGUUCUUUUGGGUUCGAAAGGAUUGUUGAUGGAAAACAAGGAGCAAAGAAGCACAUUUUUCAAAGUGGAUUAUCCUAUCUGGAGUAGAAAUGAGGUAGAUGAUUGUUUUAGAGGGUAAAAGUUUUCAGAAUAAUAUAGAUUAGAGGUGAUAUUUGAAAACUUCCUGUAGGAAAUAAUCCAAAUAUUGACAAUCAAUGACCAACCUCCUCAGACAAUGUGGUGUAAAGUAACCGUGUACUGCUCCAGUUCUCUACAUUCCCAUAUUUUCUCUUUGCUCAGAGGGUCUGAUGGGAAGGUUGUGUCCAUGGAGGCUCGCCUGAACCUGGAAAACAAAGACUUCAAGAAGACCACGAAGAUCACAUGGCUGGCUGAGACUAACAGCGCCCCCUUGUUGCCCACCAUCUGCAUCAACUACCAGCCACUCAUCUCCAAACCCGUCAUCACCAAAGACGACGACUUUAAAGAGUACAUUAACAAAAACAGCAAGGUCAGCUCUGCCACAUGUCAUUUCUCAUGAGAAUCCCGUGUCAGAGGUGAUGUGCUCCAGUUUUCUUUUGUUAACUGUCUUAUUGUCUCUCUCUUAGCUGGAGGAGAAGAUGCUCGGAGAUCCCUGUCUGAAGAGUCUGAAGAAAGGAGACAUCAUCCAGCUCCAGAGACGAGGCUUCUACAUCUGUGACCAGCCCUACGAGCCAGUCAGGUGAGAGGAAAGACUGAUUGUUUGACUGUGAAUGUCGUGUCACAGUUCUCUGCAGAUCAACCAUAGACUGUAUUAGAGAAGCAGACAUAGCCUCUCUGUUUCCGAUGUAAAGACAGAGCAGGAAUGCCAUGAUUAAGAUUCUGUCUAAUGACUCACAGAAGAUUUUUCAUAUCAGUCACUCUCAGAAGGAUUUAAAGAUGAGAUUGAAUGUGGAGCUAAUUUACAAACUCCAUCAUCUGGUUCUUCUACCUUACAAAUCCGGCUAUCCCUCCCAACAUUUCCACAUGGCAGACCAGUCACUGAUUUUCCUCCCGUGGGCAGUGCCAGUGACAUGUUGGUCUCUUAAACCAUGUCUUUGAAAAUCCAAACCCCUGUGGGUUUGCAGUGUUGUGUAGAUAUCAGGAAGUAUUGUUUCAUGUUUAUCAACUGGGCAGAGGUCCGUAUGAAGUUAUCAUUUCAUGGUCAUAACAGUUUUAGACACAUCUGACAUUUGAUCUCUGGUCUCAGCUCUUCUUUAGCUGAGGAUGGUGUUCAUUUUUACUGACCAACUGUAGUUGAAUUUUUUCUUCCGAAGCCAUAGAGGUGUAGAACUUAAUAACCAUCCUUUCAUACAGAUAUGGUCUUUUUAAAGGGCUAAUAUGCUGAUUUAAUAACAGUAAUGUGCCUUUGGGUUGGCUCAGUCGCUUCUGAUAUACUGCCUGUGUAUAAAGAUGUCAUCUAUCACACUGUCUGACUUUGUUCAUGCCCACAGUCCUAACAGCUGUAAGGAGAGUCCGUGUGUCCUGCUCUACAUCCCUGAUGGACACGUCAAAGAGAUGCCAACUGCAGGAUCCAAGGACAAGAGCAGGAGCCAGGCCUCCAAUAACACGGUGAGUGGUUCUCAGGAAAACCAUCUGAAUGUUUUCAGGCCUCUGUCUUAGUCACAGCUAAAGAAGGGUACAGACAGGUCCGUCCUGUAGUUGUAAAUACUCAAAGUGAAAGAAAAAGUAAAAGUAGUUGAGAUACUGAUCUCUCUAUGCUCUGGCCUAUAGUGCAAAGGUUUGCUAAAUGAAACAGUCGUAGCAUAGGCAGACUUUAAGCUGCACCAUUUAUCAUUAACAUUUAUAAGAAGAGACAGCGUUUCAGGGAAGAGUCAUGAUGAGCCUUCAGGUCUCUCUUCUGGGCUGAUACUUGGUGCUAAUUUCCUUCUCUUCAUUGUGUCUGAUCUCCUCUCGUCUUAGUCUGCUGCUCCCUCAAAGGCUGCCCCGUCCUCCACCCCAGUGCCUGCCUCCACAUCAGCCUCAGCAGGAGACUUAUUCUCUAGCAUUGCAGCACAAGGUGAAGCUGUGCGCCAGCUGAAGGCCGCCAAGGCUCCCAAAGAAGAGGUGGACAAAGCAGUUCAGCAGCUGCUUUCUCUGAAGGUACGUCCCCUUUCAUUUAUGGCUGCUCCCGACUCACAGCCCCUGAACAGGAUCAAGUUUGAGUUUCCGUACAAAGGUUUGUCUUUUUCUUUUCUUUCGGUUCAUUGAAAUCACAAACAUUUAUGCACAUCAAUUAGCCAGAGACCUCAAUAUCUUUCUAAAUGUUUCCCAUCAUACUUAAAUACUCAUUUACUUAAAAUUACUGUAGUGACCCAAAUGUAAUGUUUUUACCCCUGAAGUAUAUCCAAAAAAACGGCUUUUCUUAUGUUCAGAGACCAAACUUUUAAAUGUCGGUAUGUGUUCAUAACAGAGAAAGGAUAUAUCUGUUAAGAGUGUGUGGCCUGUGACUAAGGCCUGAUGUGACUGAAAAGUAGAGUGUCAUAGGGGAUAAUAGACAGAGGGACACACUGAUGGUCAGGACUAUUAGAGUCAAAAGUAGGCCAGCAUCAGAGGCUUAUUUUAAGCUGAAGGGUGUCAAUGUUCAAGAGACAUGAAACAACUUUCCCUGAGCUGAAAUAUGGUGUCAGGGAGUGUCAUGAUCAAAGAUGGCAUACUGUUUAAAAUCUAAACCCCUAAAACCCUAAAAAGAACUUCUCAUUAGAAAGGUCCUGUUUAUGGAUUGUUUUCUGUUUUGAACUUAACUGCGUAAAAUUUCAUUGGAACAAGGAAUUUAAGUCGACCUGAUCCAACAUGAUCAAGCUCAGCUCACGGUUCCCAAGGUCCAGAAAACAACAGAUUCUUUUAUUUUGAAAUGGUCAUUACUGGUAAGAGUUUAUCCCAGACUGAAUCACUGGGCCUGUCAUUUAAGACAGGAAGAAUGUUUUUGGCUUACCUUUAAAAAAGAUGAACACUAGUGACGUGCUGGUGACGACUCAGUUUAUAGCUUUUCUUUCUGAAGUCCUGCACUCAGUAAUGCUUAUCAGAGGAACACUGAUUUACCGAUUUCUAUCAAUGUGCAUGUUUGCUUUGAAGAGAGAAAGCCUCAGAGGAUAAUUAACUCCUGUUACAAAAACAAAUUAACUUUAAAAGCCCACUUAGAGUCUUGGUGUGUUCAGUUUAUAGUCUGUUAUUGCUCCUCUGUCCCUUUGUGCCUUUGUCACUCUGGGCUUAUGAUUCAUAGAUGCGUUUUCUGGAGGCCAUCUUUAAUUAAAUAAAGAAUAUAAUUAAUAUGAACGUCAAUCUCUGUUUUCCCCUUUUCUUUUUCUGCAGGCUCAGUUUAAGCAGGAGACCGGGGUUGACUACAAGCCUGGCAUGGCUCCUCCCACCUCAGCUCCAGCCCCACCCACCACAGCGUCAGACCCUGCUGCCUGUCCAUACACCCGUGUUUCCCAGCAGGGAGAGCUGGUCAGGAAACUAAAAACAGAGCAAGCACCUAAGGUACCUGAGAAUUUAUCCAUUUAAACCACAUUCAUCCAUAUUAACCAUGUUUAUUCAUAUUAACCCCACUCUUGUGUCUGUUCAAUCAUCACUCUUCUCCCACACCAUAUAUCUCUUCACCAAACUCACACCAACCUAUCAUUUCUAGUAUCCUCAUUCGUGUCUUUUUUUAACAUCCAAACUAGUGUAUCUGGUCUUGUGUUGCUCAAUUUUCAAAGUAAUUUUGUCCAGUCAUCACUCGUGUGUAUGUUAUUUGCAUGCGAAGUUCAGUUUAAACUGUCCUGCAACAUAAAGCUGGUUUAUUCACGAUACCAGGACCAGAUUGACAUAGCAGUGAAGCAGCUACUGGCUUUAAAGGCGGAGUUUAAGAAGCUGACUGGUCAGGAUUACAAACCAGGGAUGGCCCCCUCCAAUCCUGCCUCCUCUGCUCCUUCUCCUGCAACCAACUCCUCCUCUUCUUCCUCCUCCUCUUCUGCUUCUUCCUCUUCUGCUUCUCCGGGCUUGUAUGAGCGCGUUGCGCAGCAGGGAGAAGUUGUGAGGAAACUGAAGUCUGAGAAAGCCCCCAAGGUAUUCAGAUAGAAAUGAGUAAUGAGAAAAAGAGUUCAAGGAUUCACUCAUGUUUUCAUAAGGCAUGUAUAUCCUGAUUAGUUAAAUUAAAGUCUACAGUUUUAUUAAUGCCUGCAUUGUGUUUGAAAAGAGCGCCACUGAAAAGUCUGAAGUCCCUUAAACACUUUUGAUUUACUUCUCACUCUUAUUGAAAUGAGCUUGAAGUUUUCUGCUGAUGCUGACGUAGUUACUGUUAAUGACCAUGAGAUUUUUUCUGUCUGCGUACCUCUCUCUGGUGCUAAGCAGUAGGAAAAGACAUCAUGUUCUUUUGUGAACGAAUUCUAUUAACCAGAAAUACACUGUCCAAGAUUCCCCUAUGAACUUUUGUUUGUGUAAGUCUAUGUCUAAGCGAGUGCUGAGAACAGAGUUUACUGAAAGAGCCACACCUCUGCACAGAAACAAUUUUAGUCUCCAAGCAAGACCGCAUUUCAAACUUGUAUUGGGAGCAACUUAUAUUCUUGGCUUAGUGGUAGAUCAGACAUUAAGAGGCAUUUACCUACAAAGAGGUUUUCACAGUAACUUUUUGAUUCGUCCUCCCCCUCCUGUGUCAUUUUUCAGUAGUUUGAGAAUCAUUUUAAGUCUGACAACUGAUCUGCUUCAGCCUUUAUAGUCUAUAUUUUACACAAAGUUAUGCUUGUUGUCUUUUAUUCUGAAAUUAUAUGCAGAAGAUGUGUCUCAGUCAGACACAUAAGAAAAGGAACCCUUAAAAAGGGUUUGUGGGGGUGAAUUAACAACAAUGAUGCCAAAAGAAAAGUGAGACAGCCAAAUUAAAGUGUAACAACUCACCUUUAAAAAAAUGCUUGCUUAGCAUAGCAGGAUUGCAGCAUAGCAGCAAUGUCUUGGACUUGUAAGUAAAUGAACAUCAUAUCUUUGUUUCCUCUGUUCCAGGACCAGGUUGACGCUGCAGUGAAACAGCUGCUUGCUUUUAAGGCAGAGUACAAACAGAUCACAGGUCAGGAGUACAAGCCUGGAGCUGCCCCUGCUCAGAAAGGCCCCAGUCCUGCUUCUGCCUCUGCUCCUGCUCCUGCCUCUGGGGGCCUCUAUGAGAAGGUGACUGGACAGGGAGAAGUGGUGAGGAAACUCAAGGCUGAAAAAGCCCCCAAGGUGAGACCGCAUACUUGAUUCAAAGAUAGUUCAACUGUCCAGACUCCAGUCCAGUUUAAAGCUCCUGUGAGUGUUUUUUGAUGUUUGUGAGAGAGACUAAAAUUCAUACUGAUACUAAUGCUUGUUUUAUGCAAAAUCAAACAAGACCAUCAGCAAUAUGAUAAAGGUCAUAGUAUAAUUUUGAAUGCCUGUAAACUGGUGCAAGGGGGUAGGUGUCAGCUAAGCAACUGAAGAAACAGUCCUGUUUUUACAAUCUCCACCUUCAAUACUCACAAUCAAUGAAACAUUGAACCAGGUCAGCAGGAUGUGAGACUGUGAAAGCAUGUUAAGAACAGAAGACCUUUAAACAUCAACAAACGUGUGCAACAACACUACAUACUAUAUUGUUGAGCCACUCUGAAUCACUGCACAGCAGCUCUGGCCAACAAUGAGGUCUUGAGUAUUUAUGGGGGAUGUUUGGGUCAUCCUGAAACUUUUAGUGCUGCUGCUGUGAUUUCAAGUUUCUCUGCUUUGCUGGUGCUCACCAGGAUCAGGUGGAUGCUGCAGUGAAGCAGCUGUUGGCUCUCAAAGCAGAGUACAAACAGCAGACUGGACUGGAUUACAAACCAGGAUCACAAGCCCCAACAAGCCCUGCUCAGACCCAGUCCAGCUCUCCACCAGCCCAGUCUAACUCAUACCCACAGGCCCAGGAGCUGUUCUCCCAGGUGGCCCAACAGGGGGAACUAGUGAGGAAGUUAAAGUCUGAGAAAGCCCCGAAGGUAAGAAACCAACCACGAUGAGGAAUUAAACACAACUAACAAGGACAUCUGAUCAUCAGCUGAUCUCUCAUUUCAGGACCAGGUGGAUGAAGCCGUAAAAACCCUUCUGGCCCUGAAGAGCCAGUACAAGACGCUCACUGGAGAGGACUACAAACCAGUGGCUGCUGCUGGAGCCAGUGGAGCAGAGGACAAAAACCGUAAAGAGAGGGAGAACAAGUCUGAGAAACAGGGAGGAGGAGGCGGUGCAGGAGGAGGAAAGAAGGGGAAAGGAGACAAAGGCGGCAACCAGGGCAAGGAGGCGUCAGGAGGAGCAGGAGGCGGAGAGGGUCAGGGACCCAAGAAGCAAACACGGUGAGAGACUGGAGAGGAGAAAAAAAAUGUUUGAAAUGUUUUCCGUAGACCCCAUGAAGGCAAGUGUACCUGACUUUAAAUAAAAGAUCAGUGUUACCCCCAAAUCUCUGAAAAUCAUUGUUCAAAUAUCAAGAGGCUGGUUCUUGUUUUACUUUUUGCAUCUGAAGAGACUUCUCUACUUCGAUUUCUGUAAUGCAGUCUGUGAUCUUGUGUUCAGGUUGAACCUCACCUCAUGAUUUGCAGCUUUUUUUCUGUUUUCUAUCAUAUUCACCUGAUUUUCAUGUAAAGAUAGGCUCUGCAGACUCUCUUCAAAGGAAUCCAGAUGGAGAGAUGUGAGAGAAGAUCAUAAGGCAGAGAUGUCAGUGAAGCUGCAAAGAGCUGAGGCAGAGUCAAAACAUUUGAUGAAUUCCAGGAACAGUAUGCUACUUUUUACAGAUCGAGUUAGUCUGUCAUAGUAUUUUAAUUCAUAGCUUGUUUUUGGCCUUGUAAGUCUUCACAUUGGGAGGAAAGAGAAAGUGGAGACAAACACACAGUGAAAGGCUGCUUGCUUCGAGGACUACAGCCUUUGAUCAUGAGGUGCAGGAUUUAGCCUCUAAGCCAAACAUCCACCUCUCUCUGGUCAUGUUUAGAUACUUCUUCAAUAAGAUGCAAAAUUUCCUGUGGUGGUUAAAAUAGAGGAUGUUACAUUCAACAACUGGCAGUGGAUUGAAAGCUUCACUCAAACAAGACCUUAAGUUUUAGAUUUUUUUGUUAAUCAAAUAUUGGAGCAUUGCGGGGACUUGGAUUUGUUGCUUGGUCUCUGAAGAUGGAUCAUCUGUACACCCCAAUCCUCUGCCCCUGUUAGUCAAACAGCAGGAGAGUUUUGUUUUAGAGUUGGUGAGUCUGAAAGGGUUGAUGUGUUUUUCCAUCUGCUUGAUCAUUCUUUGUGGCCUUGCUGUCAGCUUUGAGGAUGACAUGUGGUCACUCUCUGAAAGUGCUGCAUCACUAAUGUAUGUUAAGAACUAUUUUGCAUGUUUCAGCAAAUACAGGAAAUUAGCAUGGGGUUGUACCCUUUACCUCGAGGUCCUGCUGAAGUUGACAAUAAGUCAAAGCAUUUGAUAAAAGAUGCAAAAAGUAAAACAAAAACUUCUCGAUUCCUCGUCAUUUCUGGAGGAUCAGAUUUUGAUCUCAAACCCAUUUGUUCUGCCAUCAUGGUGCAGCAGGAUGUCUCUGUUUUGUCAGUCAUCAGUAGGACACUGGUUUGCUGGCUGUCUUUGGAGAUGAGCUUUGAGUUGCAUGAUUGGCUCAGCUGAAAACUGCUGUGUGUGAGGAGUGAAAACUGUUUGGGUGAACUCUGCAGUGACUCUGUUUCUAAUCGGUAAAAUGUCAGUGUUCGUGCUCUCGUUUGCCAGAUCACACUGUUGUAUCUGUCUGUGUCUUUGGCCACCACUAGACUAUUGAACAUUUGAUUCAAGAAUUCUGUGAAUCGGAUGAACAGACAAACUUUGGCUACAAAAAAAGAACAAAUUUCACAAAAUAUUAAUUCUAAGAAAAAAAAAAGAAAACUACAAAAAAUUUUUGGGUGAACAUAAUCAGACUGACACUGCACGCUUUUGCACAAUAUGUGACAGGUGAUCUCAGGUGUGCAUCACAAUGACUUUGUUUUAUGUCUCCUGACAGAUUGGGCUUAGAGGCCAAGAAAGAGGAGAACCUGGCUGACUGGUACUCUCAGGUGAGUCCGAUGCAAACAAACAAUACCAUUCUCAACCUACAGAGAAGCUAUUUUAAAACACCCAACACUUCAGAAAUUUUCAUAAGACAAUAAUCAAAUGCUUCUCCUCUCCUACAGGUCAUCACUAAAGCAGAGAUGAUUGAGUAUUAUGAUGUCAGUGGCUGUUAUGUGCUGCGGCCCUGGUCCUACUCCAUCUGGGAAUCCAUCAAAGAGUUCUUUGACCGGGAGAUUAGGAAACUCGGUGUGGAAAACUGCUACUUCCCCAUGUUUGUGUCCCAGGCUGCUCUGGAGAAGGAAAAGUCUCACAUUGAGGACUUUGCUCCGGAGGUAAAAAGACCAUUUUUUCUCAGCGUAAUAAUAUUUAGAACCUCAAAGGGCGGAAAACUGAACUGCACCAUCCAGUAAAAUUGUGAAAUGCAUAAAAAAACUCGAUUGAUCUAACAGGACAGUAAACGUAGAAACACAUGACUGCAGGAUUAAAAAAAAAACAUGAAAUGAUAAUGAAGUCAUGACGUUAUUUGGUGAGUUUUAGGGUUGCACAUUUUCUGUAGUAAUAUCUAAAUUUGAAGUGCGAUAUCAGUUUUACAGCAACCAGUGCCAAUAAUUACAGAGCAGGUUGGCUAAUGGCUGAUAUCUAACGCCGCUAACAUAUUGUUGGUUUUUGCAUUUAAUAAAAUAUGACUAUUGAAUUACAACAAAUGAGAAAGGACUGUGCUGAGCUUAAAUUGAUCAUUUUUUGUUUACCCUGGAUUUGGCCCAGGAAAAUAUUACCAUCAGACUGGAUUUCUGUUCAGUUAGCAUUGAUCAUUAUUGAUAAUAUCAAAGUAAAAGCAAAGAGUUAAAAGCUGUCAUGAAUAAUUCAGUAAUGAUAUGAAAAAUACAGUCGAAUAUACAUGCUUAUGUUAGUCAGUGACAUGUUAAAUAUAGAUUUUUAAUAAACUCAUGAAAUGAAAGAUAAUUGUGGUUAUGCCUCAGAUUUCAGAGCAUGGCUAAUGUUUUUUUUCAGAGGCAAUAUUGAUCUGUAUUAUUGAUACAGUACAUUAACAGAAUUUAUAUUAGAAACUUUCCUGUAACUGUUUUUAGAUUUGAUCCUCUGUCAUUUAAGAUGGGAAACAAAUCUUUAUUCAAAUUACCCUCAUCAAUGUGAACAUCAGCCAUUUAUUUGAAAAUGCAAUAAUCAGCUGGAUUACUCAGAACAAUGAUAAACUGGUGAACCUCCUUUACAAAUGUAUUAUUCAAUCUUUUCCACAUGGGAAAAACCACACCUGCCAUCGUCACGUUUCAUGUUUCUUUUGGAGUGUAAAUUUAUGUAUACCAGUGUGCCCCCCUCGUCCAAAGGGGUAAAAAAUAUAAUGUGGUGAUGUCAUUUUGUCAGGUUGCCUGGGUGACGCGGUCAGGAAAGACUGAGCUGGCAGAGCCCAUUGCUGUGAGACCCACCAGUGAGACUGGUCUGUACCACAGGAAGUCUAGGCUUGAUGCAAACAUAUUGACAUGUCUUUGCUAUAUUAGCAUGAACGUGGCUGUUGUGGUGGUUUCCUGUGACCUUGUGGCCUGUGUUGUUUUCCUUCAGUGAUGUACCCUGCUUACGCUAAGUGGGUCCAGUCCCACAGAGACCUGCCAAUCAAACUGAACCAGUGGUGUAAUGUUGUGGUCAGUAUCUUCUCAUAUGUGCUCUCCAUCCACAAACAGCUCCACCUUGCUGUUAUGAACUUGUUGAUGAAAACUUGUAGGCAGUGGACAGCUGUCCUCAUAUCAUUUCUUCUCCCCUCUCCCUCUCCCACAUUUUCUUCCAGAGAUGGGAGUUCAAACAUCCACAGCCUUUCCUCAGGACCAGGGAGUUUUUGUGGCAGGAGGGACAUACAGCCUUUGCCACCAAAGAGGAGGCAGCAGAGGAGGUAACAGACGUGGAAAUGCUGCUUCUUUACUACCACACAGUCACUCUUUUAUAAAAUAUAUUUUAUUGUGCUGUUCUAAAGAAACAAACAAUAUACUUUAAAGCAGUUAUGUUACUUUAAAAUUAGUGUUUCUUGUUCUGAAUGUGAAAAAAAACAGUAAGUCACUGUGUGUUUAAUAGGUGCUUCAAAUCCUGGAUCUAUACGCCAGAGUGUAUGAGGAGCUGAUGGCUAUCCCUGUAGUGAAGGGGAGGAAGACGGAGAAGGAGAAGUUUGCAGGAGGAGAUUACACCACCACUGUGGAGGCUUUCAUCUCUGCCAGCGGCCGAGCCAUUCAGGUACUGUAGCUCACCAAAUUGGCCUGUUGUCUACACUCUGUUUUCCAAAUAUACAGAGUGCUGGUGCAAAAAAAGUCCCUGAAUUAUUACCAACAUUUGACUGUAAAUGAAAGGCUAAAUGAGUAUUAUUGUCCUAAAGAUUUAAACAAAGUAUGCCCUCUUUACCGUAGUUCAACAGAAGUGUGGGCUCUCUGUAUCUGCUGAGACUGUAUCCUCUAUCUCCACUUAAUCUGUAUCUUCUUCUUAUGGACACUGUCUUGAUGUCAAUCAUUGUGCAGUGGUUUGAAGUCUUUUCAGCUGACAGCCUGCAGGAAGGGACUAAAGGAAAAUUUGUAGCAGCCACGUGGCAGCUUUAUUCAAUUUGAUUUGGUUCAUUUGGAUCUUUAUUGUCUCGAACACAUCCAAAAAAUGUUGAUAGGAAAGAAGAUACUAAAUUGUCUUCAUAGCUAAUACAUCCAAUAUUUGAUACAAGAUAAAAACACAAUGUUGAUCUGUUCAAGACUGGGCAGAACAGUUUAGAAUUUAGUUCUGUCACUACCUUAGAGUAUUUGUUUAUUCCCAAAUUUACCGUAAACUGAGAUUUUUAUGUUUUAAGUCACAUGAUAUUAAAAGUAUUGAAAAUAAUGACAACAUUCAUCAUGAUACUAAAUCACCUGAGGUCCAGUGGAGAUGAACAUUUUCUCAGUAUUGUAAUUUGACUCUUUUCCUCCCUCUCUCCUCAUGCACUUUGCUCUGAAAGUUCAUCUCCUGUAAUUUACAAAGUUUUCAUUGUUGGCCCUUUUUUGUUUUUGCUUCCUCAGGGUGCUACAUCGCAUCAUCUGGGACAAAACUUCUCCAAGAUGUUUGAGAUCGUGUUUGAGGAUCCAAAGAGGCCAGGAGAGAAGCAGCUGGCUUACCAGAACUCUUGGGGAAUCACAACCAGGACCAUUGGUGUCCUCACCAUGGUGCAUGGGGACAACAUGGGGCUAGUCUUGCCUCCCAGGGUGGCCUGUCUGCAGGUACAGACGCACCAAGAUGCUAUCAUGCCAUCUUAGUUUGUUUUUUUUCCUCUAAAAUUUACCUAAAACAUCAACUACCUACCCGCCCAAUCCAUAGGAGAAAAAAAGACAAUCUUGUUCAAUCUCUGUCUGCAUCCUUAGGUUGUCAUCAUCCCCUGUGGUAUCACUGCCUCGCUGUCAGAGCAGGAUAAGGAGGCUCUGUUGGCCCAGUGCUCUAAAUACCAGAGCAGGCUGCUGGAUGCUGGGGUCAGGGUGAAGUCUGACCUCAGAGACAACUACUCUCCAGGGUGGAAGUUCAACCACUGGGAGCUCAAGGUCAGUGAUAAAAUGAAUAUUAUACCUGUAUGCCCACAUUUCACCACAAAAAUCAUGAUAAAAGAUGAAAAGGGACAAGUUUCCACAGCCAAGGUUGUUUUGAGGACAAAGAUUACUCUAGAUGUCCCAUCUGUCUCUCUCUGUUGGAGUGACCAACUUAUUGAUUUUUGGCAAGGGUUGCAGGAGGACACCAUGAAGUAAACAUUAACAGCAACAUAAAACCAUACCACUACAACAGGUUAAAUAAACAAGAUGACAACAGUGGUGCAUCGAUUAGCUAGGUGACUGUCCACUCAUCUCAAUGUAGCUGAUCCUCUGCUGAUAUCUGAUUUACGCACACACAGGCUGCAUGUUUAUUCCUCACACACGGUGCCACAAACACAUACCUAAAAGUCACACACUUACACAGUCUCAUAGGUACUUGGUGUGCAGUACUACUGCAACAGUCUGAAACAGCGUGGGUCUCAUAUACCAGACCACUGUGCAGAAGGUCAAUCACAGAGGAGGAGGAACUGGAGGAGUAGCAAUAUUCAUCUGUUGUUUCUUUCUCUGUGUGACACUUGUUCAGGGUGUACCGAUCCGUCUGGAGGUCGGUCCUAAAGACAUGCAGCAGCGUCAGUGUGUUGCUGUGAGGAGAGACACCGGAGCGAAGGUGACAAUUCCAGAGGCCGAGGUGGAGAAAAACCUGGUCGCCAUGCUGGAAGAUAUCCAGAACAACCUGUUUAGAAAGUAAGAGACACACAACACCUCAGGGCCAGACUCACUCUGCAUGGCUUUUAAAUAACUGAACAUGGCAUGCUUGGUUGUUGGUGAGGUGUAAGCUCUCAAAAAGUCUUUUUCCAGCAAGGGCAGACCUCUACUGUCACACAUUCAGAUUUAAAAUCCAACUGUGGUGUGUGAUGGGAUGAUAAAAACAAGACCCAGCUUUUUGUAAAUGAACCUUUGACUGUAUACAUAGAUGGAUGGCUGAUCCUCAUCUCUAUCCGUUGUAAAAACAGAGAAAGGAAAAAGAGAAAAAAAACAUUUUAAUGCCCCUAUGAUUGGCACUAACAUCUUGGACCACAGAUUUUUAUAAGCCUGAGUUUGUGUUGUAGGGAUUUGCUUUUGGAGAGACUGGGGACUUUCACAGUGAAAAAAAUCAUAAAUAAAGCAUGUUUAUCGUCAAGUGAAUUGAGCGUUAGCAGAGCUACAUUCAGUGGUAAUUAAUGAGAAUUGCUGUAUUCACAGUCGCUCUCCUUGAUCAUGCAGCAGACAGCCUACUUUUCAUUAUCCUGGACUUAACACAACAGAGUUAUCAGUUGAAAUGCACUCUGGUAAAUCAAAGAUUUAAAUUAUGUUGUAGUUAUGCAAAGUUUUUGUUCACAACCAUGACUAGAUCUCAUAUGUGUGUGAGUACAAAACCUGAAACAAGUGUGAAGACAGGUGAUGAUGGGAUUGUAUAAUCCUUGAUCUGGAAACUGGUGACAGUCCCUGUGGUAGGCCCUGAUAUCUUGAGCUUGUGAUGGUCCUUUGGGCCACAGUCUGCAUUCUUAGAGUCUAUUCUUAGAGCAACAGCAAAAACCUCCAUAGCGUCUGUAAACCAAGACAUCUUCAGUAGGGGGCGGCAUUGUGAUAGAAAUGGUACUCUGUAAGGGGGCAGUGAUAAUGGUCUCACAGAAUCUAUAAGAAUAUAAGAGCAAAAGUCAAAGUUUGUUGUGUUUGUGUUUUUUAGGGCUUCAGAGGACCUGAAGAAAAAUAUGGUGGCUGCAGACUCGAUGGAACAGUUCCAGAAAGAGUUGGACCAGGGCAAGGUGAGAACCCUACUCAUGCUCAGAGCACAACAUUUCAGAAUCUGUUCUCACCCACUGAUGUCAUUUUUUUUUUGCUGUAUAGAUCGUCCAGAUCCCAUUCUGUGGAGAGAUUGCAUGUGAGGAUUGGAUCAAGAAAAUCACUGCCAAGUAUGUCUGACAGUGAUGCUGUCUUACAUUACACUAGAAUAGAGCUGUCACAGUAUUAGGUUUUCACCUCACAGUUAUCGUGGGCUGAAAGUUUCAUGAAAACCAUAUUAUGACCCAUAAUAUCAGCAACCUCUGGAUGGACGCAUCCAUAAAGAAGAGAUUGUUUUGUAACAUGAUUAUUUUUUUAAUUUGAUGCUUUAAUUUUGAUGCUUUACUGUCUUGGGUUUUGGUUUUUUUUUUGUCCUGUUUUGUACAAACAUGCUUUUAUUUUGAAAUGAAGUAGACACUUCUUUAGCUAGUCAUGGUACUGAAUGAAAAAGCUGAAAAAUUGGUUUGAAAGAAUAAAUGAACAUAUCCUGAUUUAUUCAAUUAUGACACAGUUUCAUAACCCUCAGUUAGAGGUUUUGCUGUGUGGGGGUUGAAAAAGGUCAGAGGUGACAAGUUUCUGAACUGUUUGAACUGAAAUUUAAGUUCCCACCAGUCUGAAAAUGAAAACUGAAAAACCUCAAAUAAUUAGUCUAAACAGAGCAGUUUAGCUCAUUAUGUGCUUGGAGUCAGCAGUUAAACGAAUUUGUUGAAUAUGACUAACAUUUGCAGAGCCAUUACCACCAGCCUCCAGCCUAAUUUCUGCCAGUAAAGACUGUUUUAUUUUUUGUUCCACUUUAGGGACCAGGACCUGGAGCCCGGUGCUCCAUCCAUGGGAGCAAAGAGUCUCUGUAUCCCCUUCUCCCCCCUGAAGACGCUGCAGCCCGGUCAGAUGUGUGUCAGUGGAAAGGAAGCUGCCAAGUACUACACCCUGUUUGGACGCAGCUACUAAAGAGCUGUUCAGCUGGAGCACAAGGAUGACUGUGGUUGUCAUAAAGGGCUCUCCUUCAUUUCCACUUUUAGUCUCUAAUCCUGUGAGUGUAUGUAGGCUGGACUGUGGGACUCAGAUCUGGGGUGUUGUUGUUUGUGUUUGUUUAGUUUUUUAUUUACAUAUGAUUUCAUUCUUAUCAUAACUUGUCUGACAGAAACUGAGGUGAGAGAAAACAUUUGUAGUGUUGCUGCUUUACCACAUGGCUGUUUGCUCUGUCAAUGCUGACUGUCGUCUAGUGCUUUGUGUUGGGAUGGGGUUACCACCAGUCAGCAGGCUGAUAUAGCAUAUCAUAAGUCAUCUUAUGCAGUUCUUUAUAACAUGGCAGUUGUAAAGGCAAUAAUAGCUGGAAGCCACUUCUGAAUUGAUUUUUUUAUAUUUACUUAACACUUUAAAUAAAAUAAAAAAUCUGGCUUUGUUUCUGUUAAAGUUGCUUAUUUAUGUAUGGAGGGAGUUUAGCUCUUGUUAAAUCAUGACAAAUUCCCGAAAGCUGUGGCGUCUCCUGGGUAAAAUUUACUGUUUGUCUGCCAGUAAUCUCAUCUCAUGCAGCCAUACUGUCUCAGGACCUCUGCAGAUACUCAGGCUUGUUGUUGUCUAAUUGUUCCCACAGCCCUCAUCCAUUUGUACAAAUGGUUACAGUAAGUGGCUCAUCAUUCACAGCUAAUACUAAUACCUCAGAGCGACAUGGUGACGCUCUAAAUAGCUGUAUGUGUUUAAAAUCUUCAUAUAAAGCCCUCUGUCUCUACUCUUCUGUUUUAAGACUCUAAAUCUUGUCAAAAAUAAAGUAAUUUUUGUGGCAAACUGUCCUGUGUUGUUUUGAUUAAGCUUGAAUGAUGAUGGGUGGAGAAGACAGUUUGUGGCCUGUUAAUGGGUCAUUUAUUAUUUAUGCAGGACUAAUGUGCAAAAUAACAAUGUGACAGAAAAAAAGCUUGAUUACAUCAGGAUUUAGGAGUAUCAUGUGCUUGCUUAGAGUGUAAGAAUUAAAAAUUCUCAUUUUGAUAAAGUCUUAAUUUUGCAGCAUGAUUGUGUACAGUUUGCAGUCAAGUAUUUUAUUGAGUAUUUUACUGUAUACUGUGCAGACUUACAUAAUCAACAGUGCAAAUGUGGAGAUGUUUAGGUUAAUAGGAUGGACUGCAGUUAACUGCGAGCCUCCCUGGUUAUAUAAUAGCGUGGCUUGUCUAGCGGGCAAAUAAAGAGCAGCACUUCCUGUUUAAUUUCAAAAUAAAACCAUUGGCACAUUGAGGCUAUGUAAUUUGCUUUCCACUUAGUGACUCAAAG